Molecule: messenger RNA, 667 nt
Organism: Eleginops maclovinus (Patagonian blennie)
Lineage: Eukaryota; Metazoa; Chordata; Actinopteri; Perciformes; Eleginopidae
Product: acyl-CoA-binding protein-like
Exons: 4
Coding region: 84-344 (86 amino acids)
Biological process (GO): fatty acid metabolic process
Molecular function (GO): fatty-acyl-CoA binding
Source: RefSeq, a predicted model, not a curated record
CUUGAUGACCUGAUUUCAGGACGGGUUUAACCAGCACACGCUGAAGGAGCAGCAGCAAGGUGUGCCACUCUCACACAGCAGUCAUGAAUGAGUCCUUUGAGAAAGCCGUAGAGGAGGUGAAGAUACUGAAAGAGAGACCAGGCUACGGCGUGCUGGGGGAUAUUUACGGUUUAUAUAAACAAGCCACGGUCGGGGAUGUUAACAUAGAUCGUCCAGGGUUUUUCGACCUGGCAGGACGAGGAAAAUGGGAUGCAUGGCAACGGAGAAAAGGCCUGGGCAAAGACGAAGCGAUGGUGGCUUAUAUCAAAUUGGUGGAGGAGCUGAAGAUAAAAUAUGGGAUAUAGAGUCAGAGUCUCACGCCUUCUGUAUUAUUUCCAACAUCACAUUUCUCCUUUUGUUCAAUAGACAACACAUUGGACUCCAUUUAGAACAGAUUUGACCUGCUGCUGCACUCUUUGCUCUUUAAUUGCUGACAAAAUGUAAGACACUGUAGUGUGCUCAAAUGAAGCGAGGGUCAGCAGGUGAUAAGCUUCAUCAUCUUCUGACUCGUCUCAUGUGAGUGCUGUUCCUUUUAAGUGCAAACACAAUGUACAUUUUCCUAUAAAAAUGUAAAAUAAAAAAGCAUUGGCUUUGCAAGACUGGUAUCAAAAACAAAGACUUGUUCUUC